This is a messenger RNA of Nannizzia gypsea CBS 118893, 1857 nucleotides long. RefSeq lists its product as hypothetical. Gene Ontology annotation, biological process: nucleosome assembly. The record is from RefSeq and is a predicted model, not a curated record. NCBI's taxonomy places the organism in Eukaryota, Fungi, Ascomycota, Eurotiomycetes, Onygenales, Arthrodermataceae. The transcript is spliced from 4 exons. Gene Ontology annotation, cellular component: CAF-1 complex; nucleus. Bases 1 to 1857 code for a protein of 618 amino acids.
AUGACAGAGGUCGAUGUCCGUUCAGGUAUGAAUGGAAUACCGGCUUCCAGGUUGACCCCUGAGCCUCCAAAGAAGCGGGUAUUCGAUGAGCUGGAAACCACUGUCCAACUUAGUACUGCAUCUGCAACGAAAUCCAAUGUCGAUAAUGCCGUUGAUUUGAGUAACUCUACUACUCCUGCCCCGUCCUCGACAAACGCAGGACCAGUUUCCGACAAUGCCACCCAUCCAUCACCCACCAAUGACGUAACUACUGGUCAAGUCCCUUCUACCCCCAAAGCAAAGCCAACAAACCCGAACAAAAAACGCAGAUUAUCCCCCGCAAGCAAGGAGGCUAAAGAACGACAGAAGGCAGAGGAAAAGGCUAAAAAGGAAGCAGAACGAAAAGCAAAAGAGGAGGAGAAGAAAAAGCGGGAUGAGGAAAAAGAAGAGGAACGUAAAGUGAAAGAGAAGGAGAAGAAGAAGCGAGAGGAGGAGAGGGAAGAGAAACGACGGCAGAAAGAAGAAGAGAAGCAAGCCAAGGAAGAUGAAAAGCGAAAAAAAGAGGAAGAAAAGCAAAAGAAAGAGAGGUCCCAAAUGAAACUUAAUGCUUUCUUCACAAAACCAAAGCCCACGCCGAGCUCAACGAAAGGAACCGAUGUUAAUGCUACUGGAGCGACUGCUAUCUCGGCUUCCGACUCGACCAACAAAGAAUCUAAGCCUUCUUCGGACUUCGAACUUGAAUUCCCGCCCUUUUUCGUUCAAUCGCACGUUAAGCUGGCCCCUACCCAUCGAUUUGGACGAGAUUCAAGCUCAUUAGGCUACGCUUGCGAGAAGCUUGACAGUCUUUGUAAAUCAGCUUUUGGGCUUGCCAAUGAUGAUAACCCAUCGCAGCAGUAUAAGCCUGCUGAAGUGUUUCAGAUGAUAUCAUAUAGACGUCGUCAGGGUGAUCCUACAACCCCAUCUGUGAAGGAAAUUCUCCUUAAGCUGCAAGACCCUGAACUUAAUAGUAUUGGCCUUACGGGUACGAAUGGCACACCAACCCAGGUUGAGAAAAUGCUUCGAAAGAUACCCAUGAAGGUUUUAAAUUUCAGAGAAGAUGUUAGGCCGCCGUAUCAAGGCACCUUCACUAAACGAUUAGAGCAGAGGGCCGCUCGAAAGCUAUGCCGAAACCCCUUUUGGCGCGGUGUACCUGAUUUUAAUUAUGAUUAUGACUCGGAGGCGGAAUGGGAGGAGCCAGAGGAAGGCGAGGACAUUCUUUCUGAAGGGGAUGAUGAAGUCAGUGACGAUGGAGAAGAUGAUAUGGAUGAUUUCCUUGAUGAUGGAGAAGACGAGUCAGCCAAUACUAAACGGAGAAUGAUCGUUGGGGAGCUCGAACCGAAAUGCACAGGAAUAUGCUGGGCUGAAGAAAACGCGGACAAUACAAUAUUAAAUCAACAUAGAAUGGAAAUUAUACCAGACAAUAUAACGUUUCCUAUUGACCCUUUUUCUACUCAAUAUUGGGAGACAAAACCGAAGGUAUCUCCAGGGCAAUCAACCUUCAAAGUUCCUCAUAGGCCAUCCACGGUUAAAAAGUCUUUAUCGAAAUCUCAGCAACAAUCAUUGUUAUCACCCUCGUCGGCCGCGAAAUCCUCUAAGAAACUUACCCCAAUGGUAGUAGUACCAGUGGCUAGGCCUAAACCUCGAAUCCAAUUCCCAGAAGAUAAGCUUGAUGAAUUCAAGGAAGCUGUUUCGGGGAGCAAUCUAACCAAGGCUGGACUAAUCGAAGUUUUGAAGAAAAGAUUCCCCAAAGUCUCUAAAGAUAUCAUCAAAGAAACACUCACCGCAAUUGCGGCACGACAAGGUCAGAAGGAAGUAGACAAGAAAUGGGUUCUGCUUUAA